AGCAUUUCUUAGCGAUCAGUUUGUUCAUAACGUCGCUCGAGUGCACAAUUAAACAUGAAAGAUAAAAUUGUAUUGAUAUUUUUAGUUUUACUGAAAUGUAUUUCUGUUUUUGGCACUAGCAGACCAAUUAUUGGUGUACUGGCACAAGAAUUCGGAGAAUACAAAGCUGGAAGUUUUAUCACAGAUAAAGGAAGCACAUAUAUAGCAGCAUCGUACAUCAAAGCGGUAGAAGCCUCAGGAGCUAGAGUAGUUCCAAUAUUUGUCAAUCGUUCUCCACAAUACUACGAGCGGAUACUCAACUCACUAAAUGGCGUUCUGGUACCCGGAGGAGCCGCAAAAAUAGAACCAGGGUAUCCUUUCUACGAUGCCUUUACGACCAUAGUCAGAUUAUCAGAGAAGAUGAACCAAAGAGGAAUAUAUUUCCCAAUAAUGACAGUAUGUUUGGGAUUUGAAGCAAUGGUGACGUUAUACAAUGGCCAUAAAGAUUUACAAACACGUUGCAACGUAAUUCGUGAAAAUUAUCCGCUCAAAUUUGAACCUAAAUUCACCGAAAGUUUAUUAUUCUCUCGAAUUGAUCACCAAACAUAUAUCAAUUUGAAAUAUUUUCCUACGACAGUAAAUAUGCAUUACUGGUGCACAACUCAACGUAACUUUACACGGUCGCAUUUAGAUAAAACUUGGAAAAUUACAUCAACCAGUGUCAAUUCGAGAGGAUUGAAGUUCAUAGCCACCAUUGAACACAGAACGUAUCCCUUCACUGCAAUUCAAUUUCACCCAGAAAGAGCCAUAUUUGAAUGGGAUGAUACGUUGAACAUAGUCCACCACUCAACUGCUGUGCAAGCAAAUAGGUAUUUCUACGAUGCACUAGUGGAGCUAUCUAAAUUGAAUAGUAAUAAAUUCAGGACUGAAAAGGAGGAAAGAGAUGCUCUCAUUUAUAACUACAAACCAGAGUAUCCGGACUCUAAACCAUCGGUUUUCACUCAAAUUUACGUCUUUGACUGAUUUAUUCCUAAUAAAAUGUACCUGCAUGUAUAUUAUUGCAUACUACCUAAACCUACUUGACAAGUGUGUAAAUCUAGAUAAUUAUUUUCAAUCUACCUACGUGUUGUCGUGUAUUAAUAAAGCAUUACAAAUCGAAAAAAAAAACAAUGAAU
Messenger RNA from Planococcus citri (citrus mealybug), 1154 nucleotides. Its product is annotated as gamma-glutamyl hydrolase-like. The transcript has 5 exons. NCBI's taxonomy places the organism in Eukaryota, Metazoa, Arthropoda, Insecta, Hemiptera, Pseudococcidae. Gene Ontology annotation, cellular component: vacuole. The coding region runs from base 55 to 1002 and encodes 315 amino acids. Gene Ontology annotation, biological process: tetrahydrofolylpolyglutamate metabolic process. Gene Ontology annotation, molecular function: gamma-glutamyl-peptidase activity. The record is from RefSeq and is a predicted model, not a curated record.